AAGCCUAAAUGACCUAGUUGGUUAAGGCGUCUGCAUAGACAGCAGAAAUUCCCGGUUGGAAUUUUUUCACACUCACAGAUUCCUCUUCUUUAACGUUUAAAAAAAUGUAUUUAUACCGCAACGAUUUUGAGUUUAGUUGUUUUCGUGUGUAUAUUUUUUAAUGAAAAUAUGUGAUUCGAAUGAAACGCGGAUUAUGUGUGUACAGUAGAUACGGCCACUUUGUUUACAAAGUUCUCUCUCAAACCAUAUGGACGUUAAGUCUGAGUAUAUAGUGAAUCCAUUUAAAACGCUGUUUGUGAUUUUCGAUUUAAUUUAGAAGCCCGUAUGCAGACACACAACACUUUGUCGUCGUAGAGCGCAAGUACUCUAUCGUGCAGCUAAUGUUCAUUGAGUGUAGGCCUAAUUGCCUACUCGAUAGCGUUCCUGACAACCGUGUGGUUAAGCAGUUUGUGCAUAACAGAUUACCUGCUGACGGUUUACAAGAUGUACUAAUCGAAAACAUGAGCUCCGCUCACCUGCAAUAUUGUCCAAUGUUCUGCGCUUGUCGACAGAUCUGGUGAUAUUUCAACAGGGAACAAUAUUCGACUGGCCUUGUGUCAUGGACUAGACAGAAUUGCUCUCGUCUCUUAUGAUCUGUUUCUUUAUCUCUGUUGAUAGUUGAACUGCUAUUAUUAAGUUUAUGUUAUAUUUAAGGUGAAAUAUUACUACGUUAAUGUUAUUAAGCUCGUUAGAGGACGCAAUUUAGCAGCGAAGACGCAACAGAAGCUGAAAAGUAUCAUAUGUUGGCUAUACGAAAUGGACGUUCGGUUGUUGCAAGCAAUUUAGUGCAUAAGAAAACACAUUCUUCGGUUGUUGGUGCCGUUGGAAACACCAUGAGCAAUAGUUAACAUAAUGGCAAUAAUUUUUUACGUGUUUUUAAUAUCGUGUGGAUUGUGGUCGCACGUCCAGUCAGAUAUUAUUAGUUCUCAAUGUCAUAAAGGAUUUUAUAAGUUACCUAAGUGUCACAAUACACCAGAGAUGUACUUCUGUAAAUGUGGGCCAGGUUUUGUAUGGAAUGGUGAGGUCUGCGCCGCAUUGUCGGCGAAUUCCCGCCUUGAAUUUGACGGGAAGGACAAUCGUACUUUUACUGUUCUUCUCGGCAAGGCUUUUUCCGCCUUACAAGCUUUUACUAUCACUAUGUGGCUAAAAGUUGAGGACUACGGUAAUAGUACUGUAUUAUCUUACAACGGUACAAAUGGAGCAGGUCAUGACAUCACCGUGGGAGUUGGUAGAUAUGGAAAUUUAAGGGUCGGAAGCAACUCUGUAGAUUUUCCACUUGAUCUUGUACCAAAGAAGUGGGGAUAUUUAUCGAUUACUUAUAAUAUUAGUGGAGAAUGGAAGGUUUACCAAGAUUCAAUAUUAAAAGGUCAUGGAAGAAAUAUGAGUCGAUCAAGCUUGAUCCAAGGGAAUGGCGAUUGGAUUCUUGGCCAAUCAAAAUAUUUCACAUCUAAUCAGUCAUUUGCUGGUAGCCUUAGUCACGUGAACAUCUGGAAUGAGACAUUAACUAAAAGUGAAAUUGUACAGAUUCACAACAACUGUUAUUUUAAAUAUUGUGGAAAUCUUGUUGAGUGGGUGGAUUUCAGAGGUGGGACACGAGGGCAUAUGAAACUACGCUGGCCCUCAGGUAUCCCAACUCCAGCAUCGUGUGAACGGGAUGUUGCUGAAAUGUGCGAUGGAUACUGCAGUGACAACAAUGGGACUAAAUGUGUGCGUGAUGUUUCGCAUAAUGUAUUAUGGGAGAGGGCACGUGCUGGAAAGCAGGUGACUUAUACAUGUCCAGGAUUGGAACAUUCAAAACCUCCUCGUCAAGCUUAUCGAAAUUGCACAUCGAUUGAUAAAUUAGGACACUGGUCUCAACCUGACAUGUCAGCUUGCGUUUCAAGUAAACAUAAGGAGCUGAUGCGAUUAGUGGAAGAAGGCUAUGAAUCAGUAUACAAUUUGACCGAACGUCUUUUGGAGAUUACGAUAAGCUCUCCUGAACGAAACCGAAACCCUACCGAUCUUACUCUGGAAGUUUCUACACUGUCCAAACUUAUAAACCUCACCAAACAAAACUUUCUACCAAUGUACCUAGGUGAUGACAUUGUAGAUGUUGCAGACUACGAAAUUUCUUAUGACGAGGUUAAUGAUUUUGCCAAUACUGCUGUCAAAAUCGUGAGUCAGAUUAUUGACUCUUCUCGACGUGAAGCAUGGGACGCCACCAAACCACGUGGCACGUUGGCCUUACAGGUUCUUCAUGUGAUGGAUAGUUUACAGGAGUUGUGGGCAGCUAAUUUACUGGCUAACUUUGCUACCAACAAUGAAACGAACGGUGAAGCAGAAAUCAUUAGAAUUAUAGAAAAAAAUCUUGCUCUUCAUAUUUCUGUGGAAAAUAUGCAAAAAUUUAAAGGCAUACAGUUCCCAAAGACAGAUAAAAAAGGGUGCGCUUCCUUUCCAUCUAACUUUUUCACCAAUUGGACUAAUAAUGCUGGAUCAGAAAUUUUAGUGUUGUCAAUUACGAGAUAUAACAAUCCGUUUGCGAUGUUAUUACCUAACAACCCAGAUCCAAUUAUAGUUAAACAUUAUCGAGAUAUGGUUUACGAGCAUGCGCACAAAGAGGACAAUAUAAACACUGUAAUACUUUCUCAACGAUUCUACAAUGAGGCAGGGAGGAUGGAAGUAUUUAACAUGUCUGUACCUAUUGGACUAAGCAUGGAGUAUGUUGAGGACUUUAACGUCUCAAACCCAGCAUGUGUUUCAUUGGACGAUAGUAAUGGUGUUGAUGAUUGGAAAUGGGUUGUCCAGGCUGAAUGUGAUGUGACAGCCACCAACGUUGGCGCCAAAUGUAAAUGUACGAAGCCAGGAAUAUACGCCAUCACGACAGAUAUGUAUGAUGUUAACUGGCGUCCUGAAGGUGAGCCACGUUUUACAAUUACCGCUGCCGCCUAUAUAGGAAUAUUGGUCAACCUAAUUUUGUCUGGAGCUUCACUGGUGCUAUAUAUCAAACUUAGGUGCAAUACAGAUACGGUAGCAGUUCACAGGAAUCUAGCAGUAUCUAUGUUUUCUUUGCAUUUUUUAUUCUUGAUCGGAGUUAACCGAAAAGAGGUUGAGAUAGUGUGCCAGCUAUUAACAAUCGCGAUCCAUUACUUCUUCUCCGCUACGUUUUGUUGGAUAUGUAACGAGGCUUUCAAUCUUUAUGUAGAAGUAAUAAAUUCGAUACACGCCGAUACACAGCAACAGCGCCCUAUGCUUAGAUACUAUAUAAUAGGAUGGGGUUUUCCAGCAGUUCUUGUCGGUGCUCUUCUUGGUUCUAACUGGAAUAACAACUAUUUUAGUGAAGAAGUAUGUUUUGUAAACAAUCAACAUGUAUGGCUACUUAUAGGCCCGGCCUGUGGAGUAUGGGCGAUUACAACGGUUGUACUUAUAUAUACUGGUCGAGAUAUCAUGGAGAGUGCGUAUUCCAAAGAUAGAGAGGAGAACAAAAAUGUCUGGAACCAUUGCAAAGGCUGCUGGGUGCAAAUCACGUUAAUGGUAAUUGCAUGGGGUUUUGGAUUAUGUUCUCUUAAGAUAUAUGGACUCGUUGUACAAAUACUGUUCGCUAUGUUUGAUAUUUUACAGGGUGCAUUUUUCUUUAUGUUCUUCUGUAUGCUGAACGAUGAAGUUUCCCGUGCAUUGAAAGAUCAUCGUCUGUCUUUUACUAAAGUUAAUGUCAAGUCUCCAAAAUUGGCGCGCUCGUCAAAAUACAGUAUAUACCGGCGCUAUGUUCCACCUGGUGUGGGUAGCAGUUCAGAGCCAGAUCCUUCGGAGUCGUACUCAAGUAAAAGUGAUGAGUUCAGAGGAAGACGACCGAUUCGUCGGCAAAAAUUCCGACCUAUAGACUCUUCCCCGGAGAAGGGGCCUAGUAGUGAUGAUCCGAGUUCCCCAAUCAAACAUGUGAUGCUGAAUAUGCCCGAUAGUCCUUAUAGCGAAAAUUCUCAACUUAUAAAAUCAGAUGAACCUAAUACUCAGAUUGAGAUACCAAAGAAAAGGAGAGGACUACGCAUAAAAUUUGAAUCGCUUGUAGAAAGUAAUGCAGAUUACAAAGAUGAGGUCAAACCAAAAAUACGCGACACGCCUAUAGGUCAAGAAGCACCAAAGAUUGAGAUAAGCGAUGGUUUAGAACAACAAACUGAAAUAGUAACGACCGUCUGAUAAAAAUUGCGUGUGCAACGCGUGGCGACGAAUUUAUAGUCGGAGAAAACAAAGCCCACUCGACGGUACUCGAAGCCCACUCGACGGUACGACUCAACAUUGUACUCUGUUGACGCACUAUGUGAAUACAACGUCGGUAUGCUGGACAUUUUCUGACGAAUUAUUAUACCUGGAGUAAAUUCUCUGAGCGCUAAUUUCCAGUCCAUAAAUUGCGAACACUAUUAAAAUUGUUAAAUAAUUUUGGUAAUUAAAUUAGAUCUCUUUCUAAAAGGCCAUAACUAUCAUGAACUACGACAAUCCAGUCAGUGCAGAUCAUCAAGAAACAGAGAGUAAUAAAAGUACGGCAAGGGGCUGUUAGCAGAUUAACCACCUUUGCUUAGUUUUGCAACGCAAAAUCGACCGGUGUCAUGUCCUGAACAGCAUAAGAAAAUUUUAAUGUCAUCUCAAAACGUUUACUGUACAUACUGAUUUUGAAAACUCAAUAUUAUACAAGUAAAACCUUAACACGGAGCCUCGUAAAAAAAAUCAAUUAUAAUGUUAAAGAAAAAAAAUAUAUGUAUUUUUCAUUUAUCAAAUUAACCUGAUAUUUUUGUAGAUUAUAUUCAAUUUUUAAUUUCAGUACUUCUUAUAAAAAUUGUAUUUCACCAAAAUCCAACGGCGACAAACAUUACCCAUAACAGGUAUGACAUAAAGUUUUACAUAAUAUAAUCAUUCCUUAAUCUAAAAGUAUAAGAGAAAAGAAACAAUGAAUUCCAAAGAACAACAAAUUACAGUUAACCCCCUACCAAAAAAUAAUAAUUAACGGAAACAAUAAAUACUAUCACAAAAAAUCAAUAGAUAUAUUUGAACAGGAAAUUGCAUUAUACAACUUAGAAAGACAAAUAAACCAAUUUUUUAAAUAGUAUUUAAAAAAAUAAAGGAUGAAUUUCUUAAUUUAAACGUUGGAACAGAAAGUCGACAAAAAUGAAAUAAAAUUUCAAUCAUAAAUUGAAUUCAUACAUUUAUAAAGAAAAAUUAAAUCACCUUAUUAUAUUGCGUCUAUCAUUAAGAGAUAAUAGGAUUAUGGCGAAAUUUUCUCAAGUAAAACCUACAAAAUUUAUUUUGAAUAAUCUAAGGGAUUGUGUAUGAGAAAUUAAAUUUAAAAAUCAAGGUUAGAACUAAGUAUUUAUAAAUAAUUCAGUUAUUGAAUGAUGGAUGUUUGUCCUUUUUUCCCCUGCAGCGAGCACUUCUUUAUGAUUUUCCUUGAUGAAUUUAUACAAAAUGAUAAUCAAUAACUUGAAAGUAUUGUUUGAGGUUUAUAGUAUAUCUAAGUUGGUAUGAAUAUCUCUCCCAAUAAAGACCUAGUCAGUAAUCCAGUUAUGAUAGAUAUCUAAUAUACAAUGUUAUACCGACUAACAUCAGUCUAAUGGCGCCAUGACCAGACUGAAGUAACAACACAGUUUAAAAAGAUCGCUGCUUGUAAUCGAAACGUUCAGGUGACUUUAAAUGAUAUUUUGGUUCAUUCAUAAAUGAAAGUUUAACAACACUACAUUAUAGGAACCAGAUGAUUUUUUUCAAUGAUAUACAAUGUUAAUAGCAGAUCACAGUCUGUGUAAAAAAAAUGUACAUUUUAGUUUAAUGAAUCCAGUUUCGACAAGUGGACACGAAACACGGGUAAAAUUUGGCAAUUGUUCCGAAAAAGUUCGAUUUCAUAUUAUUUUGAUGAAUGUUACCAAGGUUUAUCAAAGGUUAUUUUUUUAGUUCAUUAGACGUAUAUCAGUACUGUAGUUUUUAUUUUAAAUGUAGUUUUCAUUCUAAGCCGAGAGAGUAUGAAAGAAGAAUUCAUGUUGCAUUACGAGAUUUUAUGGUUAACAAAAAUUAUAUGAAAACUAUAUGUUCAUAUGACUAUAACUAUAUGUUCAUGUGUGUACUAUCUUCAUAUGUAUUCCAAUGGUGGUUUUUUUAUAUGAAAAUAUUAUGAAAUCAAUAAUACAAUGAUUCCACGUCAGGUGGGAAAACAUAUAUUUGUAAUACCGAGUUAUGGUUUACAAAAUUGUAUGAAAACUAUGUGCAUAUGCUGGACAGGGUACAUUUUGAUAGAUCCCUGCUCAGCGACGAAGGCUUAUCCCUAUACUGCGUUUUGGGUGCUGGCUUGGAUUUUCUUAUUCUAUUUUCCAAUUACAUCUGCUCACUUGUUCUGCGCUUAGAGACUCUAGUAUUUUGCGCAUCUGGAAGACUUGGUAUGGGGGAGCUCAUGGAAGUGAAGUUGGGGCUCGAUAAUCAGUUGAGGGGCACUAAUUCGCAAAAUAAGGUAAUUUUAAUUGAUUUUUUAAUUACUUGACCGUGGUUUUGGGAGGAGUGACUGGGGGAAAGAAAUAUUUGGAAGGCUUGCUGCGCCCCCCCCCCCCACUUCCUAGAUACGCCACUGAUUCGUAAUACUGAGUUCAUGUGUUUAAUAAGAAUUGUACCAAAACUAUUGACAAUAUAUAGCAUUUUCCAAUGCUGAGGUAGACCUAGCAAUUAUUUUUUUAACGGUGGUUAUUUUAAAACAAAAUCUUACCAAUUGAAUAUUUGAUAGUCUCACUAGAUCUGUACGUUAUUCUAUUCAGCAUUAUAUUCAGGUAAAAGAAUGUUAUAAGUAACGAUGCUGUGGCCCGUGAAACUGUAGAUAUGUACAAAACUAAUAAUACGCGCAUGCGUGAAUUUUCUUACAUAAAUAUUGUAUAAAACCAUUAUGUAUGUAAAUCACUCUUAUAUUUAGAAUCCACGUUCUUGAAUGAUGUCCCAAGAUCCAUCCGGUAAUAUUUUUAUACGUUUACUUUAUAUAAUAGUUAAGAACCUUGUUCCAGAAAAUGAAGUCCAAUUAUUCCAAAAACGUAUUUAUAUCCAUUGUGAAUAUCGUACUUCCUUAAUUUAAUGGUGUGUUAAAUACAUAAUUACUGUUUGUAGCAUUCCGUUAAAAAAAAAUUAAAACAAGUAUGUACCUGUA
This is a messenger RNA of Anneissia japonica, 7177 nucleotides long. RefSeq names its product adhesion G protein-coupled receptor L1-like. Lineage: Eukaryota; Metazoa; Echinodermata; Crinoidea; Comatulida; Comatulidae. Gene Ontology annotation, biological process: cell surface receptor signaling pathway; adenylate cyclase-activating G protein-coupled receptor signaling pathway. The coding region runs from base 892 to 4209 and encodes 1105 amino acids. Gene Ontology annotation, molecular function: G protein-coupled receptor activity. Gene Ontology annotation, cellular component: membrane. The record is from RefSeq and is a predicted model, not a curated record. The transcript is spliced from 26 exons.